AUGGCCGAUGCAAAGAAGAGCGAAGGCGAGGUCAUGUCCUCUGCAGUUGGCCUUCCAUCCACCACAGAACCAUCACGUGUCGAAACAGACGCGCAAAGCGAUGCAUCCAAAGAAGUAAGCACUGCACAGGACAUGGCGCCUUCAAAAGCCACCAGCAAGGCCUCCUCGACCAGGAAUUCGACUCCCGCUGCUGCAUCUGUGGACACUCACCAAUCUGCGCAAGUCUCCAAUGACGCGUCUUCUACCAUGGAAGGUGAACAGCAAUCGCGAGAGGGAGGCCAGGAGGCCUCCAUUCUCGCGCAGCCCUCUCCCAAGGAAGCAGACCGAACUGGCGAAAUGGCAUCUUCUUACGGUACACGGUCGCGAAAUCGUCCCGGCAGAUCGCGGCCUAAUUAUGCUGAGGACACGGAGAUGGACUUCGAAAUGGGGGCUGCAUCCGCAAAUGGUAACUUGUCUGACCCACCGUCGCGUAACUCAGUGGCCCCAGACAACGUUCAUUCUUCAGGUGUUAGUGGAAAGAAAGGUCCCAGUCCUGUGCAGGGGAACACGUCGUGGGGUAAUUCCGGACCCAAACCAAAAGACACCCCAACCAACAACCCCAAUAUCCCUGGCACAUCAGCAUCUCCAGCGACCACUCCCGCCACCACCACCACCACCACCACCGCCGUCCCACCUGUGACCAAGCGUAGGAAAAAUGCCGCGGCCACUACUACCAACGGCAAUCAGGCGAGUGCGUCUGCGCCAAGCCAGCCAGGAGCGAAACGCGGCAACCAUGCCAUGGCUGUGGCUACUACGACCGCGCGCGAGAGCAACAUGAUGACUUUCGAAAACACCGGCGCAUUUCUCAAGGACGGCCACUUGGAAGCGGACGAUGGCCAGACUGUGAACAUUAAUGAUCAAGUGUACCUCGUGUGCGAGCCGCCCGGCGAGCCUUACUACCUUUGCCGGGUCAUGGAGUUUAUCCACGUCGACAAUGAUCCCAAGAAGCGCAUAGAGUCUAUGCGAGUGAAUUGGUUUUACCGACCACGCGAUGUCCAGCGCUACAACAAUGACACCCGUCUAGUGUACGCUACGAUGCAUUCAGAUCUGUGUCCCAUCACCUCGCUGCGUGGCAAAUGCCAGAUUCUCCAUCGAAGCGAAAUCGGCGAUCUGGACGAGUAUCGCAAGACCAAGGACAGCUUCUGGUUCAACCAAGUAUUUGAUCGCUUCAUUCACCGAUGGUACGAUGUCAUUCCGACAUCGCAAGUCAUCAAUGUACCCGACAAGGUGAAGAAGGCAUUGGACGAACGUUGGAAAUACAUCUGUCUUGAAACAAGCCGAGUGAAAGAGUUGACGAGCGCAGUCAAGAGUUGCAAGCGUUGUGUUGGAUAUUGUGCCUCUAAUGAUUCGGUCGAAUGUGCCGUGUGCCACAACACGUACCACAUGAACUGCGUACGACCACCGCUACAGAAGAAGCCAUCCCGCGGGUUUGCUUGGGCAUGUGGCCCAUGCAGCAGAGCUCAAGAGAAGAGGCUCGAGGCUCGAUUGGGCACCACCAACGAGGAGGCGGAUGAAGAAGAAAUCGUUGACGAAGAAGAGGAAGAGGGGAGUGGCGAUACGAACGAGACUACUCCUGAUCCAGAAAGUCAGGUCGACUCACAUCCGGGCACCCAAGCUGAGAUAGCUUUAGCCAAAAUGUGGCCGAUGCGAUACCUUGGAAUCCAUUGCCGCGUGGAAGAUGCUUUACAGUACGACGAUCGAGCCAUUUACCCCCGCGCAAGCUCACGGCUGGGUCCUCGACAUCAAGCUAAUGUGAAUGUCUGGCACGGACACCCCGUGGAACUGGUGAAGCCGGCCGAGAUAAAAAAACGCUAUGUCAAAGCCGCAGGAAACAAGAAAGAAGGCAAACUCUCCAAAGAGACGGUCGCAGCAAUCGAGGCCGACAAGGCGGAAAAGGCUAAGCGCCCUAAGUGGGUGAUGGAUGAGCCGCCGGGCUAUGUUCGCCGUGGAGAAGACUUGCCUAACAAGGAUUCCAAAUGCACCGCGGAGCUCAUGUUCAAGAUGCCACCUUUGGGCGUGCACUCCACACGUGGCGAAGACAACGCGCCAACCGUCACAGAAGACCAAGUCAAGGCCUACAUGGACCGUGCCAAGGCUCUGGCCAAGCAAUAUGUUGGUGUCGAGCCAUGGAACACAAACUUUUUGGACAAGUGCUUAGCGCUCUUCACCAAGCACCAAUACGAUGCUGACGUUGCCCUGAAACAUGUGAAGAAGCUUGAUAAGCGAAAAGAUCUGAAAGAACCCGAGUUGACGAAGGAGGAAGAAAAGAGAUGGAACGAGGGUGUCGCAAAGUACGGUUCAGAAAUUAGGAGUGUUCGCCUCCAUACUAGCAAAACGAUGUUUUAUGGGGAUGCCGUGCGAUACUACUACCAGUGGAAGAAGACACCCAAGGGACGCGAAAUUUGGGGCUCGUAUAGCAACCGCAAGGGGCGGAGCAAGAAAGUCGAGCCAGAUGCACAAGCACGUUUGCUUGACGAUGUCGCAGACGCUCAAGAUGAUUCGGCGUUUGACAACGAGAAAGCAAUGCAACGAAAACGACACUUCCAAUGCAAGUUUUGCAACACUCGGCAUUCACGGCAAUGGCGACGUGCCCCUGGCGCAGCUCCUGGCCAAAUGGUACCUGCUGAUGGACGGUCCAAGGACAAGACCGGAUAUGUUGUGGCUCUCUGUCUUAGAUGUGCGGGUCUCUGGCGCAAGUAUGCUGUGAAGUGGGAAAACGUUGACGAGAUUGUCAAGAAGGUUUCACAGGGUGGUGGAAAAGCUUGGAAGAGAAGGAUAGAUGAGGAGCUUUUGCGCGAAGUCUAUGCCGCGCAAUCUGAUCCCGGAUCUAUCAAUGGUACGCCCGAAUACGCGGAUCCUCCAAACGCCGCGCCUCAGCCUGUUGCAGAACCCCCAAAGAAGAAGCAAAAGACGACUGCGACUGUAAACGGAGAUGGCGGCGCAUCUACGCCGACUACUGAGCAUGUUACGAAGAAGAAGGAGAAGGAGAAGGAGAAGGAGAAGCCUCUGCCGCCACCGAAAGCUCCCACACCUCCACCAGUGCCCGCGCCGCCAAGACCAAGAGCCUUACCAUGUGCUGUGUGCCGAUCGACAGAAGGUACCCGCCUGGAGUGUGCGGCCUGCAGGUUGACUGUCCAUAAAGCAUGCUAUGGCAUUGAGGAAAAUCGACAAGCGCCUAAGUGGUAUUGUGAUACUUGUAAAAAUGACAAGAAGGAAAGUGUGUCAUAUACAUAUGAAUGUGUCUUGUGUCCAAAGCGUGACACUGAACAGGACUUUUUUGAGCAGCCCAAGGUCACACACAAGAAGAAAACCGAACGCGACCGGGAAAAGGAGCGAAUGGAAAAAGAGCUUGUCGAUCGAGCCAAGGAACAAUACCGGCUCAAACAAGAAGAAAAAGGUCGGCCGAUCAUGCCUCGCGAGCCACUCAAGCGCACCGCAGACAACAAUUGGGUGCAUGUCUAUUGUGCGAUAUGGCACCCAGAGAUCCGCUUCAGUAAGGCUGCCCGUCUCGAUACGGUGGAGGGUAUCGGAGCGCCAAGCCUUCGGUAUGAUGCGGUUUGCAAGUUGUGCAAGACAACCAAAGGCGCAUGCACGUCCUGCCUACAGUGUCAUGCCACAUUUCACGUUGGCUGUGCCCAUAGUAGUGGCUACGUCUUCGGGUUUGAUAUGACCCCAGUGAAAGCUUCGCGAAGAGAUGCUGUUCCUACAGUUACUAUGAACGGAGACAAUGGAACGUUGAUUGCUGCCAUCUGGUGCAAAGACCAUGCCCCGAAAACCAUUGUUCAUCCAAUGAACGAGGCGAUUGAAGGGACAGAUCUGAUUGCAUUACAAUUGUUUGCACGCGAGUUCAAACAGGCAGAUCUCACACUCACAGGUACCGCACGAAAAGCGACAUUAGUCGAUCAAUCGACGCGAGUAGGGUCUCAGGCUGGCCCGCCACAGGCAAAUCGGCGAGCAUCCGCUGUCACUGCUCCUACACCGACCUCCACCCGGGGCCGACAAUCUAAUGUCGGAUUGCAUGUCAAGGAAGAAUCGAGUGAGCCACCGGCUCCUAGAGAGGAACGGCAAUGCGUUCAGUGCAAGGUGGAUGCGAGCGCCAAGUGGUACCCGGAAACUGCAGGAUCGACACAUCAGCCUGUUCGUAUCGUGGAUGGUCCAUUGGGUUCUAAUGGAGCCGAGACAAACGGCCACGGCGAAGAGAAGCCAACAAUCGAGAAUGGACAGAUCCUCAACGGCGCAGCAGACCACCCAAUGACCGAUGCGCCACCUAUUACUUCGCCUACGCCACAAGGGCAACUUCGAGUGAAUACGGAUGUGGCCACCUCCCGACCUACGUCCUAUCUGUGCUUGAAGUGCUACUGGAAACGAGAAAGGGGGAUAAAGGACGAAGAGGAACGGCCCAGAUCAGUGUCCAUUCUUCCCGAGCCGCAACUUCUCCCUCUUCGGUCUCCGAUAGUACCAGCCUAUGUAGCGCCCACACCGCCAGGCGCAAUGACGGGAUCCUGGACGAUUCCAGGUGGACAUCCAUCUCUGCCCCUCAAUCAGCCUCCUCCAUUACCAUCGUGGCACAGUUCUGCCCCUCCUGGCCCCCCUGGACAUCUUCCCCCGCAUCACAUGCAUAAUGGCAACGGAUACCCCCCACCGCAGGCAUUACAAGGUCCACCUGUGGGCCAUGCGGCACCCUUCCACACGCCUUACUCUCAGCCAAACGGGUACGCGCCUUACCCAGGCCCUCCGAUGCAUGCACAAUUGCCUCCAGCGCCUCUCCGUGCUAGUUACCCGGGGCCAGCCGUCAGUGGCCCUCCUCCGCCUUUGCACUUGAGUAACGGAGCGAUUAUGGUCAAUGGUAUGCAAUCGCCGCGUUCGAUACCCUAUUCGCCAACUCACCCACAUGCACACCAUGUUGGGCGAUCUACGGAAAGCCCGUUUACUGCUCCGUUGCCAGCGGUGGCGCAGUUCCCGCCGCCGCUUCACCACGGAAAUCCAGCACCAGGCCGACCGUCUACGCCUCGCGAUGCAGUGAUGCGCGAUGCGCCCACGUCGGCGCCAGUCGAGCGAGCGACGACGGGUGCGAGCGCCAGUCCAUCGCUGCGAAACUUGCUGCACUGA
Messenger RNA from Plenodomus lingam JN3, 5148 nucleotides. RefSeq lists its product as uncharacterized. The record is from RefSeq and is a predicted model, not a curated record. Gene Ontology annotation, cellular component: Lid2 complex. Lineage: Eukaryota; Fungi; Ascomycota; Dothideomycetes; Pleosporales; Leptosphaeriaceae. Gene Ontology annotation, molecular function: ubiquitin-protein transferase activity; chromatin binding. Gene Ontology annotation, biological process: histone catabolic process.